This is a messenger RNA of Scomber japonicus (chub mackerel), 2085 nucleotides long. RefSeq names its product serine hydroxymethyltransferase 1 (soluble) (gene shmt1). Bases 96 to 1544 code for a protein of 482 amino acids. Gene Ontology annotation, cellular component: cytoplasm; cytosol; nucleus. Gene Ontology annotation, molecular function: zinc ion binding; mRNA regulatory element binding translation repressor activity; mRNA 5'-UTR binding. NCBI's taxonomy places the organism in Eukaryota, Metazoa, Chordata, Actinopteri, Scombriformes, Scombridae. The transcript has 12 exons. Gene Ontology annotation, biological process: tetrahydrofolate interconversion; folic acid metabolic process; purine nucleobase biosynthetic process. The record is from RefSeq and is a predicted model, not a curated record.
GAGGCAGUUUUUUUUGUUGUAGCCUCGUGCACUGACUGACAGACAACAGCGGCAGCCUCCUCUCUGUAGAUCUGUUUUCCUGGAAAAGCACCAGCAUGUCUUUGACAAACGGCAACAGUGUGAGCAAAGAAACAUGGGAGUCGCACAACAAGAUGAUGUUGGAGCCUCUGGCCAACAACGACUCUGAGGUGUUCUCCAUCAUCAAGAAAGAGAAGCACAGGCAGAAGUACGGUCUGGAGCUGAUAGCGUCCGAGAACUUUGCCAGCAGAGCUGUUCUUGAGGCUUUGGGUUCCUGUAUGAACAACAAGUACUCUGAAGGAUACCCUGGACAGAGGUACUAUGGUGGUACAGAGCAUGUUGACGAACUGGAGAGACUCUGCCAGAAGAGGGCGCUGGAGGCCUUUGGUCUGGAUUCAGAGAAAUGGGGUGUCAAUGUGCAGCCAUACUCAGGUUCGCCGGCCAACUUUGCCGUCUAUGCCGGCAUUGUGGAGCCCCACGGCAGGAUCAUGGGACUGGACCUUCCUGACGGAGGUCACCUGACACAUGGCUUUAUGACUGAAAAGAAGAAAAUCUCAGCGACGUCAAUCUUCUUUGAGUCCAUGCCUUAUAAGGUUAAUCCAGAAACUGGCUACAUUGACUAUGACAGACUGCAAGAAAACGCAAAGCUGUUCCACCCAAAACUCAUCAUUGCAGGAACGAGCUGCUAUUCCCGCAACAUUGACUACGCCCGCAUGAAGCAGAUCGCUAAUGAGAACGGUGCAUAUCUGAUGGGAGACAUGGCUCACAUCAGUGGAUUGGUGGCAGCUGGAGUUGUGCCCUCGCCCUUCGAGUACUGUGACAUUGUUACCACGACAACGCACAAGACGCUUCGGGGCUGCCGAUCUGGAGUUAUAUUCUACAGGAAAGGUGUGCGGAGCGUGGAUGCAAAGGGAAAGGAGACUCCGUACAACUUGGAGUCUUUGAUCAAUCAGUCAGUGUUUCCUGGGCUGCAGGGAGGGCCACACAACCACGCCAUCGCAGGUGUUGCUGUAGCUCUCAAACAGGCCAUGACACCAGAGUUCAAGGCCUACCAGUUGCAGGUUCUGGCAAACUGCAAAGCUCUGUCCAGUGCCCUCAUUGACCAUGGUUACAAGAUUGUCACUGGCGGCUCUGACAACCAUCUGAUCCUGCUGGACCUGCGUAACAAAGGAAGUGAUGGAGGACGAGCUGAGAAGGUUCUGGAGGCCUGUGCUAUUGCUUGUAAUAAGAACACCUGUCCAGGGGAUAAGAGUGCUUUGCGCCCCAGUGGUCUGAGAUUUGGCUCUCCAGCUCUGACCUCCAGAGGUUUGGUGGAACAAGAUUUCAAGAAAGUGGCAGAGUUCAUUCACAGAGCCAUCGAGCUGACCUUGGAGGUGCAGAGAAGCCUGGAUCCCAAAGCCCCUCUGAGGGAGUUCACUCAGGCUCUUUCCCAGGGAGAGAAGUUCCAGCAGCGGGUAGCUGAGAUCAAGGCAGAGGUGGAGACUUUCGCUGGUACUUUCGCCAUGCCUGGCCUGCCUGAGCUGUAGAGGGUGGCACUUCUUCUGACAUUGACGGCUGCUGGACUGAUAAUUGUUGCUGAUAUGAUUAUGACAAUUUUGGUGGUGUGUUUUGUGUGUAUAUUUGUUGUUACUGUACACCUGUGAAAUUGUCAAAGCUCAAAAUCUUGUUACUACACACAGAAGACAUGGAUAGUCUCAUUACAGCUUGGAGCUGACUUGUCUUUAAUGGAAAGAUGUGUGUGCUGGGCAGACAUCAUUGUCCUCUUAAUUGUGCAGUAUAAUCACAAUACUGUUUCGCAUUUCCUUUCCUCACUUGUUGCAUUAUAUGUUACAAUUACAUUGAAGUUUUCAUUUGACAGCUAUCGCCAUUACCUUUUGUUUUAAGUUUCCAAUUUUAACAGUUCUCACAGGCAUCACUGCAGAUUGAAGCACAAAGAAUGAGUAUUAGCUUCAUUUAUUAGUGUCCUGGAUUACAUACUGUAUACAGACACACAGCUUGAUAGAUAAUACAACUGCAACUGUUCAAUAAUAAUAAAUAAAUCACAGGCUUCUGUUUGAUAUCUUUCAA